CAGAGCCAGUUCUUGGCAAGCCAGCGGUGCGACUGGUUGCAUUAUUGUCCGUCCAUUUGGACCAUACAACUUUCCCCCAGGUCCCCAUGACCGUGUGGUAAAUUUUGCAACAUCAAGAUAGUAUGCAGUGUUCACAACGUGGAGCUGGUAAAAGGAAGUAACUCCUAAAUUGAUUUCAGGGCAGCGCUGGUUUCCAUGUAACGAGCAUGGUCGCUGAGGAAACCUCACAAUAUGGUGUGUACAGGAAGAAUGUGGCAAAUAGCUCCGAGGUUGCGGUUGGGAACACCAACGAGUUCCUGGCUAACAGCAGCACGCAGGCGCAGAAAACAACCAAGUCGCAAGACAGAAUAGAGUUGAAACGAGAGGUUGGACUUUUCAGCGCAGUCAACCUUAUCGUCGGGGCAAUGAUAGGAUCAGGCAUUUUCGUGUCCCCCACAAUGGCACUGCAGCAGACCGGUUCCGUGGGGCUCUGCCUUAUCGUCUGGGCGACGUGUGGAGCCAUCUCUUUAUUGGGAGCGUUGUGUUUCGCUGAACUGGGUCUCCUGGUACCACGCUCUGGAGCUGAGUACGUCUACUUCCAGGAGGCGUUUGGCAGCCUGCAUAAGUUCUGGGGCCCUCUGCCUAGCUUCCUCUGCUCGUGGGUGUACGUCGUCGUCCUGCGACCGGCUGAAGUGGCCGUCAUCAUAAUGGCUUUCGCGCAAUAUGUCUGCCAGCCGUUUGAAAUGUACAUUGGAGACAUUGAGGACGAUUCUAAAGAGUUGGCCAAGAAACUUAUCGCUAUUCUGGCAUUGGCCCUGCUGACGUAUAUAAACUUCGCGAGUGUGAAGCUGUUUGUCCGUGUUCAGAACGUGUUCACGAUUAGCAAGUUGUUGGCCUGUCUAAUCAUCGUAAUUGGAGGACUAUACAAACUGUGUGCUGGACAGACAGAAAACAUAUCAGGAGGGUUUAAAGGCUCAAAUAUCUCCGCCCAAAACUUGGCUCUUGCUUUUUACUACGCUCUGUGGCCAUUUGACGGCUGGUCAACAGUCACAAUUGUAACAGAGGAGGUUAAAAAACCAGAAGUAAACAUUCUGCGGAGCAUCGUAAUUGCUGUUCCCUUGGUAACCGUGACGUAUUUCAUGAUGAACGUAGCCUACAUGACUGUCCUCACCAUCCCCGAGAUGACCACAUCAGCAGCAGUGGCUGUGACGUUUGCUGAUAAAGUACUUGGAGUAAUGAAUUUUAUUAUUCCCCUUGGAGUGGCGCUGUCAACUUUUGGGUGUGCGUUAAGCAUCCAAUUCGGUGUAACAAGGCUGUGUUACGUCGCUGGCAGAGGUGGUCACAUGAUAGAGGCUUUCUCGUACAUACACAUGAGACGCCUCACCCCUGCACCAGCCGUGUUAUUACAGGGCGUGCUGUCUUUUAUCUUCAUCAUUGCUGGAGAUAUCGCAUCUCUCAUUGACUUUGCCAGUUUCCUUAUUUGGAUCUUCUAUGGAAUCGCAAUGGUGGCUCUCUUAGUCAUGAGAAAGACAAAGAAAGAUGCAGAAAGGUCGUACAAGGUUCCGCUAGUUUUUCCGAUAUUCAUAAUCUUUGUGUCUCUGUUCCUGUGUCUGGUACCAAUAAUCACUGACCCAUCUCCAAGAUACUUCAUUGCCGUCAUUCUAAUUGCACUUGGGAUCGCAGUGUACAUUCCAUUAAUUUUCUACAAGGUUCGUCCUCAGUGGAUGGACAAGUUCACAUACUUCAUACAAGUUCUAAUGGAAGUAGUACCGACAGAACAACACCCAGAUUAGUUUAUACCCACAGAAGAAUAAUAUGAAUGUCCUCAAAGUAGAUCGAAUAUUUUCACCAAAAUUAGCAGCAGUAUUCUGCUUUAGUAUUAGAUAGCCUCAUACUGAUAUUAAUCUGUGUGAACCUACGGUCAUCUUGGUGGCAUAUUAAUGCAUUAAAAUCUUCGUGAAGUAAAUUUUAAAAUUAUGUGCGUUUCGAUUAUAUUAAUAUAUGCCGGUAUGCACAUAAUAUUUUCUAUACGUAAUGAUAUAAAAAUAUUUUAAAGUUAAAUGAAAUAUAAAUACCAAAUAAAUCGACUAAUUUAAUUUAUGCACUCAGACAUCAGUAAUGCAAAGAGAAAGUAAAAUAUAUUAAAAUACAAUAUUUUUAGAGGUUCUGUGAAAUGUGAGUUUAGUGUAAAGAUAUUCUAAAUUAUGCGAGACAGUUUUGCAAAGAGGAAAAUAUGCCUAUAAUUUUUUAAUAUUUUUUUUUACAAAUUUAUAUUACAAUCAAUUUAAUAAUCUUGACAUUAUUAAUCUUCACGUAUUUUACAAUAAAAUAAAAUAAUUUCGAUAACCGGUGAUUGAGUACAAGGACCCUAAUUUGUAACAGACCUUUAUGAUUGGAACAAAAUAUCAUAUAUAUUUCCAGAUGUGUAUAAUGUUUUCUGUGUUUGUAAUAUUGUGUGUCCUUGUUUCUGUAUUUGGUGUUCACCAUCAUUAUCAAUCCAUUACCAAGACAAUCGAUUUUCCUUCUCCCAACCCGUAAGACAGCAGCUCAAAACCGCUUUUUAGUCGAAGCUCCUUGCAAAAGAUUGGGGCCUCCAAACCUACAAAUUGAAUUAAAAUGCGAAGUUAUUUUCAGAAAACAAUUGAUAACGAACCUUAAUGAUAUCAAUAUCAGUUAAAUGGUUGGCACAACUGCUUCAUAUUCAGGAGGUGUCUGGUAAAAACCUCGGUCCGGCGACCGGCAAUGCUAAAUGUGGUGAUUUUCCUCAGUCCCUCUGCUCAAAUGCUGGAAUAGUAGUUUAAAUUAGGCCACGAUUGCUUCUUUCCACAUCCUUUCCAAUUCAUUCGUCGUUUAUUUUCCGACGCUAUGUAGUCUGCGCUACUUGCAUUGUCGUUAAACAAACAUCAAAUAAAUAAAUGUGUGUAAAAUAA
Messenger RNA from Zootermopsis nevadensis, 2909 nucleotides. NCBI's taxonomy places the organism in Eukaryota, Metazoa, Arthropoda, Insecta, Blattodea, Termopsidae. The record is from RefSeq and is a predicted model, not a curated record.